AUGGCUGGGGGAGCUCUCUAUCUGCGGCGACUCUUCUCCCUCGUCACUGCUGUCUCUUCUUCUGCUUCUGCUUCUGCUGCUGCUUCUGCUUCUUCGUCUGCCUCUGCUUCGUCUUCGUCUUCUUCUGCUGCUGCUUCGCCUUUGCGUUUCUUUGACGUCAAAAAAGAAGCGCAGCGAAUCUCUCACGUGAUCAACACUCAGGGCCGUCAACGUCAACCUUCAACCUCAACUCCAACAAAAUCUCAAAAAGGACGACAAGACGAGAAGAAGCAAAGAAAAGGCCAGGGAAAAAAAGGGACAAAAAGGACUCCGUCGUUGCUUUUUCCUGCUGGGAUCCCCUUCCGCGGCCUCUGCGCCCUCGUCGGCCAACCAAUUAUCGCAGCCGGCGAGCCCGGAGUUCCAUUUUUUUAA
Molecule: messenger RNA, 411 nt
Organism: Trichophyton verrucosum HKI 0517
Lineage: Eukaryota; Fungi; Ascomycota; Eurotiomycetes; Onygenales; Arthrodermataceae
Exons: 2
Coding region: 1-411 (136 amino acids)
Source: RefSeq, a predicted model, not a curated record